AUGGUCACGAAAACCAUUCUGAUUCUGGCCGGCGUCGAACUCGCGUCGCGGCAGUGCCGUGUUCAAUUUCAACCUGUUGCCGCUACGCCAGCCGGUAACGGGCCAAAAGCGCAGCUCAACACAACCACAGCCCCUUUGAUAUCACAUUUUUUUGUUGUGGGAUCAUAUCGGCCACCACUUGAAUUCACUUUCAAUAUGAUAUUUUUCCGCUCGCGCCGACAUGAUCCGUCCGCGCGGUGGCAGCACAGAUUUGGUCUUAAAGGUGCCGGUGGCUAUGCCGUUCGUGUGAGGAGUGGCGGCGGAGGCCUUCUCCGCCAUUCGCCUCGUUAG
This is a messenger RNA of Protopolystoma xenopodis, 330 nucleotides long. Lineage: Eukaryota; Metazoa; Platyhelminthes; Monogenea; Polystomatidea; Polystomatidae. The record is from the annotation of a GenBank genome assembly.